AUGGGACUAUACAAACCAUCCAAGGACUCUGUGGACACGAAGGAGCCUUUUGCCAUCGCUUAUGGGACCGCCCAGAGCAACGGGACCGGGUCAGCAUUUAUCAACGGCACGCUCUACCGAGACACAGUGACCCUUGCCGGUCUCACGGUCGAAAACCAAACCCUCGGCGUUGCCAACGAGUCCCAGUCGUCGACGAACUACCCCCACGACGGCAUCAUCGGGUUCGGCGCCCAGCGCUUCGCCGCCAACAAUGCCACCUCUUGGUUCCACAACCUAUGCGCUAACGGCCUCGUGGAUGAGUGCCGGUUCGGGCUCGCGCUGAACGACGCCAAUUCUGGGUCGUUGGUCGUUGGCACCCUGGACAGCGGUCUAUUUGAUGGCGACUUGACCAAGACGCCGAUCGCCGAGGAAUGGUUCACGUACGGCGAUGUUGUCGUAGGAGGGCAGACACUGGAGAAGAAUGCGAUUGUUGAAUUCGACAGCGGCAGCACCACGAUCGUGGGGUAG
Messenger RNA from Cladophialophora psammophila CBS 110553, 507 nucleotides. RefSeq lists its product as uncharacterized. The transcript is spliced from 2 exons. NCBI's taxonomy places the organism in Eukaryota, Fungi, Ascomycota, Eurotiomycetes, Chaetothyriales, Herpotrichiellaceae. The record is from RefSeq and is a predicted model, not a curated record. Gene Ontology annotation, biological process: proteolysis. Bases 1 to 507 code for a protein of 168 amino acids. Gene Ontology annotation, molecular function: aspartic-type endopeptidase activity.